CCAAGUAGAAGGUAUAGCCUGAUCGUGUUCUGUACCUAUCUUCCCCCAACAAUGGCGACCAGUCUGGUCCGUCGAGCUCUCUCUAGGGUUCAUUCGUCUCCGGCCGCGAAGCUUUUUCUCUCCAGAGCACAUGCAUCGGAGCCUCAAAAUCAACAAGCGAAGCCAGUCGCCCAAUCUUCACAUAGUCUCAAGAACUUUCAAAUCUACCGAUGGAAUCCUGACAAUCCAGGAAAACCAGAGCUCCAAAACUACCAGAUCGACCUUAAGGAGUGUGGUCCUAUGGUCCUAGAUGCACUGAUUAAGAUCAAGAACGAGAUCGAUCCUACCUUGACGUUCCGUCGGUCGUGCCGUGAAGGAAUCUGCGGUUCCUGUGCUAUGAACAUCGACGGAUGUAACGGACUUGCUUGUUUGACGAAGAUUCCGUCGGGAGAUGCGACGAUGAUUACGCCUUUGCCGCAUAUGUUUGUGAUUAAGGAUCUGGUGGUGGAUAUGACGAAUUUCUACAAUCAAUAUAAGAGUAUUGAGCCGUGGUUGAAGAGAAAGUCUCCGGCACCGGUUGGUUGGGUAGGGAAAGAGAUUUAUCAGAGCAAGGAUGAUAGGGCGAAGCUCGAUGGGAUGUAUGAAUGCAUAUUGUGUGCCUGCUGUAGCACAUCAUGCCCUAGCUAUUGGUGGAACCCUGAGUCUUACCUUGGCCCCGCUGCUCUUCUUCACGCUAAUCGGUGGAUCAUGGAUAGUCGAGAUGAAUAUACACAGGAGCGUCUAGAUGCAGUAAAUGAUGAAUUCAAGUUGUAUCGCUGCCAUACAAUUUUGAAUUGUGCUCGUGCAUGCCCUAAGGGGCUCAACCCUGGGAAGCAAAUCCAGAACAUCAAGAGUCUUGAAAGCUAAGUGCUUUUUUCCUUUUAAAAUUUAUAGGGAGAAUGAUGGUUGUUAUCCCUAUUUUAAUUCUGGGAUUAUGUUAGAACAUCUUUGUAAACCUUUUGUUUUGUUGGAAAUAAUUGGUGAACAUGUUUGUACCUUGCCA
Molecule: messenger RNA, 1021 nt
Organism: Lactuca sativa (garden lettuce)
Lineage: Eukaryota; Viridiplantae; Streptophyta; Magnoliopsida; Asterales; Asteraceae
Product: succinate dehydrogenase [ubiquinone] iron-sulfur subunit 2, mitochondrial
Biological process (GO): aerobic respiration; tricarboxylic acid cycle; respiratory electron transport chain
Cellular component (GO): mitochondrion
Molecular function (GO): 2 iron, 2 sulfur cluster binding; oxidoreductase activity; electron transfer activity
Source: RefSeq, a predicted model, not a curated record